CAUAGCUAUGAGUUUUAGAAGCACCUGACUUUCAAAAGUGUAGCUGAGCUACUGAUUCAUAAUAAGUCUCAUCAUGUCUGACAGGAUAUAAUGUCAAGGCAGUUGCUGGAAGGAUCUUGGUGCUGGUACAGUGAAUUAGGGGAAGAAAUGUCGGGCCUGGUGUAGACAGAUGUGCCUUGAAGCUUUAGAUCCAGCCCAUAAUACUGGCACCCAAAUAUUUUACUGAUAAAAAUAGAAAAAUUGACUGACAUAUUAAAAUAGCUUCUAUAGAUGUAUCCAAAGUAAUAGUUUGAAAAACGUUCUUUAUAGAGUCCAGACAGUCAGAGGGUAAGAGCACUUGUUCUUACAGAGGACACAGAUUUUUUUUCUAUGCACCCGCAUGGUGGCUCACAGCCAUACAUAACUACAGUUCCAUGGGAUCCCUAGCCCUCAUCAGGUUUAUGUGGUUACCAGGGCCAUGCACAUGCUGCAUGUACAUAUAGGCAGAUAAAUCAUUUGUAAACCUAAAAUAAUGAAAGGCUUAAAAAGACAUUUACAGUGAUAUGUCCAUCAUAAAGCUGAUAAGGGUAAUAGCCAGGAGUUCAACAAUUAUUUCAUUCUCUAAAAGCUCCAUUUGAAUUUCACUUCCUGCAACAGGUAAACAUCAACUUGUGUAGCACUAUCAAGAUGACCUUUCUACACCUGGGCUAAAUCCUGUCUGCCUCCUUAGCAUCUUUGACCAACUCUGGCCUCUAAAGUGUAGCUCAUGUUCUAGAUACCGGAGACUUUCAGUUUGCUGGGUUGUUUGACUUCUCACGAUAAAGUUUACUUAACUGAACCAUGAGAAAAGAUUGCGGAGCUAUAUCUGCAGCAUAGGAGGAAAUAUGCAAGAGGGACGCCGCCAUCAGCAUUUCCACAAGAACAGUUAGGAAUAGUGUGAUGGAAAAUGACAGACAGGCUCUCCAGAUCAUCAGCAGUCUAACUCUGAACACUAUCACCUCUGUGUUGGCUGCAACUGCAAGCAUAAUGGGUGUAGUCAGUGUGGCUGUGGGUUCACAGUUUCCGUUUCGGUAUAAUUAUACAAUCACCAAGGGUUUGGAUAUUUUGAUGUUAAUUUUAAAUAUGCUAGAAUUCUGCAUUGCUGUGUCCAUCUCUGCUUUUGGAUGUAAAGCUUCCUGUUGUAACUCCAGCGAGGUUCUUGUAGUGCUACCAUCAAAUCCUGCUGUGACUGUGAUGGCACCCCCUGUGACGCUUCAACCAUUGCCACCAUCAGAACACCAAGGGAAAAAUGUUCCAGAAAAUGUAUAUAAGAACCACUCAGAAGAAAUAGUCUAAUUUUCUUGUGUGUAUGUGAAUGUGUGUGUGUGUGUGUGUGUGUGUGUGUAUGCAUUUCCCUGGGAAAUUAACACUUCAUUGCCCUGGCUUUUGGGGGGAAUAUCAGACAUGCCAUAACUUUGUAAAUCUAACAUCUACUAGUACAACAACACUUUAACAUCCUCCAUUAAUUGUAUGUACAAGGGGCAAUGAAUUAGCAAAGAUGUUUUGAAAGCAAAAUGAAACAAACAAACAAGCCAGCACACAAAAAAAGACCUGUUUUGUCUUUUGCAAAGAUUAAAGAAAGGCGUUCACAUUUCUUUGGGGCUUUUGCUAAAUAAGUGGAUUUAGCUGCUUUUGAUCAUGUACAAACACAUGAAUUAUGUAUAUUAUAUUACUAAUGAUAGGAACCAAUUUUUAUCUCUGUGCAUAUUCAUCAUAUAAUAACAUACUCUAUACUGUAAUUGAUAUGGUAAAAAUUAUAAUAAAGAGAAGUGACUGAAAUCAGAAUACACAAACACACACACACACACACAUUUACAUACAUAGUGUAUAUCUCUGUAUAUACAUAGUACGUGUAUGGUGUGCAUGUAGAGAUUAUAGAAGGUAUACAUACACAUAUGUGUACAUAUUACAUAUGACCUAAAAAAUCACUUAUAACUGUGGUUUGGUGCUGUAAUCUCCCCUAAGGCUCACAUCUUUGAACAGUUGGUCCCAAGUAGUGCCAUUAUUUUGAAAGAUUGCUGAAUCUUUCAGAUAUGUGGCCUAACUUGUGAAACUAAAUCACUAAAGGUUGGCUUUGAAGGUGACACUGCCUUCCAGUUGAUUGUUCACAUUGACUUUCAAGUUAAAAGCAAAAUCCAAAGUGUCUGUUUAUUAGGCUAAAUUUCCCCAAAAGACAUAAUUGCCAGUAAAUUCUUAGAUAAAUUGA
Messenger RNA from Mus musculus (house mouse), 2224 nucleotides. It is a transcript of the gene Ms4a4c, whose product is annotated as membrane-spanning 4-domains, subfamily A, member 4C. The coding region runs from base 919 to 1314 and encodes 131 amino acids. The transcript is spliced from 4 exons. Gene Ontology annotation, cellular component: membrane. The record is from RefSeq and is a predicted model, not a curated record. NCBI's taxonomy places the organism in Eukaryota, Metazoa, Chordata, Mammalia, Rodentia, Muridae.